UUUCUUCUUUAUAGAAGUAGCUGUUAGGAGAAAGCAUCCCAGUAUCUUAGGGAAAAACACGGUUCACUUCCCAGACACUGAAAGAGCAGAAUGGCUAAAUAAGACUGUAAAACAUAUGUGGCCUUUCAUUUGCCAAUUUAUAGAGAAGUUGUUUCGAGAAACCAUAGAGCCAGCUGUGCGGGGAGCAAACACCCACCUUAGCACCUUUAGUUUCACGAGAGUCGACGUGGGUCAGCAGCCCCUCAGGAUCAAUGGUGUCAAGGUAUACACUGAAAAUGUGGACAAAAGACAAAUUAUUUUGGACCUUCAGAUUAGUUUUGUAGGAAAUUGUGAGAUUGAUUUGGAGAUCAAGAGAUAUUUUUGUAGAGCUGGUGUGCAAAGUAUACAGAUUCAUGGCACAAUGCGAGUGAUCCUGGAACCGCUGAUUGGAGACAUGCCCUUAGUGGGAGCCUUGUCUAUCUUCUUCCUGAGGAAGCCACUUUUAGAAAUCAACUGGACAGGACUGACUAACCUUCUGGAUAUCCCGGGACUGAACGGUUUAUCAGAUACCAUCAUUUUGGAUAUAAUAUCAAACUAUCUGGUGCUUCCCAAUCGAAUCACUGUUCCUCUCGUCAGCGAAGUUCAAAUAGCCCAGUUGCGGUUUCCGAUACCAAAGGGUGUUCUAAGGGUGCAUUUCAUUGAAGCUCAGGACCUCCAGGGGAAGGACACUUACCUGAAGGGACUUGUCAAGGGAAAGUCAGACCCCUAUGGAGUGAUUCGAGUCGGCAAUCAGAUCUUCCAAAGCAAGGUCAUCAAAGAGAACCUGAGUCCAAAGUGGAACGAGGUGUACGAGGCCUUGGUCUAUGAGCAUCCUGGGCAGGAACUGGAGAUUGAGCUCUUUGAUGAAGACCCAGACAAGGAUGACUUUCUAGGAAGUCUCAUGAUUGAUCUGACCGAAGUGGAAAAGGAGCGCCUUCUAGAUGAAUGGUUCACCCUGGACGAGGUCCCCAGAGGAAAGCUGCACCUGAAACUGGAGUGGCUCACACUGACGCCACACGCUGCUCACCUGGACCAGGUGCUGACAGACAUCAGGGCUGACAAAGACCAAGCCAACGAUGGCCUUUCUUCUUCCUUGCUGAUCGUGUAUUUGGAUUCAGCGAGGAACCUUCCGAGUAACCCGUUAGGGUUUAACCCCGGUGUCUUGAAGAAGACUGCAGUUCAGAAAGCUUUAAAGUCUGGGAAGAAAAUAAACAGCAACCCCAACCCUCUGGUGCAGAUGUCAGUUGGUCACAAGGCCCAGGAGAGCAAGAUUCGGUACAAAACCAAUGAACCUGUGUGGGAGGAAAACUUCACUUUCUUCAUUCACAAUCCGAAGCGCCAGGACCUUGAAGUUGAGGUCAAAGAUGAACAACAUCAGUGUUGCCUGGGGAACCUGAAGAUCCCACUCAGUCGUCUGCUCACCAGCGAUGACAUGACCAUGAACCAGCGAUUCCAGCUCAGUAAUUCAGGUCCAAACAGCACUCUGAAGAUGAAGGUCGCCCUCAGGGUACUCCACCUCGAAAAGCAAGACAGGUCUCCAGACCACCAGCACUCAGCUCAAGUAAAGCGACCCUCAGUUUCCAAAGGAGGGAGAAAAGUAUCUGUCAGGUCUCAGGUGUCCAUGUCACCAGGCGCUGGGGACAGCAGCCCAGCCCCGUCCACUCCAGUCCUUGGAGGCGGUGCGAAGUCCAGCGUGGAGGACAGAGCUCAGCCUGCGGAGACCAGCCCUCAGGGGCCUCGAGACCUGGGCAGAAGCGCCUCUAGCCUCCAUGGCGGCACAACCGGCUCCCCCAGCCACAUCUUCAUCAAGGAGCCCACCCCCAGCAUAGCCUCGGACAUAUCGCUGCCCAUCGCCACGCAGGAGCUUCGGCAGAGGCUGCGGCAGCUUGAGAAUGGGACGACGCUGGGACAGUCUCCCCUGGGGCAGAUUCAGCUGACAAUCCGGCACAGCUCGCAGAGGAACAAGCUGGUGGUGGUCGUGCACGCCUGCAGAAACCUCAUUGCCUUCUCUGAAGACGGCUCUGACCCCUACGUCCGCAUGUAUUUGUUGCCAGACAAGAGGAGGUCAGGGAGGAGAAAAACACACGUGUCAAAGAAAACACUGAACCCCGUGUUUGAUCAGAGCUUUGAGUUCAGCGUCUCGCUACCGGAAGUGCAGCGGAGAACGCUGGACGUCGCCGUGAAGAACAGUGGCGGCUUCCUGUCCAAAGACAAAGGGCUUCUUGGCAAAGUGUUGGUUGCUCUGGCGUCUGAAGAGCUCGCCAAAGGCUGGACCCAGUGGUAUGACCUCACAGAAGACGGGACGAGACCCCAUGUGGUGACGUAGGCCACGCUGGUCAGGGAGCUCCCUGGGCAUCUGCCACCCUGCGUGCUCGGAAGGCGCCUUCCCCACACACCAGUGCUAUUUUUAUACUUCAUGUUCUUCGCUUAUCGUUUUAUAUAACGUGGACGUUUUGAUCAUAUUUGGCCAAUGUUACUGUUAACUUUUGUAUGUCUGACUUCCUGUAGCAUUUCAGCAGUUAUCACUGUGUACAGUAGGACGCAGUCACUGCGGUGUUGUGCUGGGCUGUGUCCAGGAGGCAGGUGUGUCAUGCUUCGUUGUUACCUUGUUUUGUGUGUCACUGAGGCACACUGUGCCAUGUACAUAGACUCUAUUUUUUAUAAUCUCUAUAAACUGGUUUGAAUUCAGAAAAAAAUGGUUUAAGGAAAUAUAUAUUUUUUCUUCUAAAUCUUAUUAAAUUCUUAUGACAAAUAAUCAUUUUUGUCUUUGCAAGAAAAGUUCUCAGUGACUUAUUUUGCGCUGUUUCUUUUUUAAAAGAAAAGCUGAAAGAUUAUUAAAUAUUAGUAUAUCUCUAUCCAUAAUCAGUGAAAGAAAGUAUUCAAAAAAUUAACUUUCAUAACUGUAAAAUGUGUUAUUGAGAAGUUGGUUGAAGUGUUUAUAAGAAAAAAUGUUAUAUAUCUAAGUUGCAUAGACUAUUAAGAGAAUUAUCACGGUUCAUUAAUCAUAGUGUCCUAAUUUGAAACUUCUUACAUCCAUGAAAAUGUCAAGUUUUUUUUUAAUUGCUUGUUGUAACUUAUUCAUGAAAUAGUGCACAUAAACACAAUUAUACUUUUUCUAAAAUAUAAUACAAAUUUUCAGUGUUAGCUGUUAGGUCAUUGUGAAAUAGUCUAUCAUGAGCUUUGUGGGUUUUCUGUGUUUUCCCAGCCUGUAAAGAAAGACAAGCUUAUGUUGUCACCAUAAAGGUUGCGAGGUAAAUCGGGGUAAGGAGAUAGGAAAUUGCAUUAAAAGCCGAUCACUGGUUCACGCGUUCGUCGGUGUGACAUCGCGCAGGACAGUGGUCUGAGCUGGUCCUCGGCUCCAUUCUGCUCUCACGGGCUGCAACCAGGGUGUCAGCACAGCGGCGCUUGGAUGAGAAUCACCAUUUCCUGGUUUCCUUACUUCAUGCCAUGACUGACCUCAAUAUUGGAAUAUUGUGACACAAUUAUUUUGGAAUAUAUUUUUCUUCUUAGAUUAUUAAAAGCAUGUUUUAUAUCCUGAA
This is a messenger RNA of Myotis brandtii (Brandt's bat), 3557 nucleotides long. It is a transcript of the gene ESYT2, whose product is annotated as extended synaptotagmin-like protein 2. The coding region runs from base 116 to 2344 and encodes 742 amino acids. The record is from RefSeq and is a predicted model, not a curated record. The transcript is spliced from 23 exons. Lineage: Eukaryota; Metazoa; Chordata; Mammalia; Chiroptera; Vespertilionidae. Gene Ontology annotation, biological process: lipid transport. Gene Ontology annotation, molecular function: lipid binding.